Aedes albopictus (Asian tiger mosquito) is the source of this 870-nucleotide messenger RNA. Its product is annotated as endocuticle structural glycoprotein SgAbd-5-like. NCBI's taxonomy places the organism in Eukaryota, Metazoa, Arthropoda, Insecta, Diptera, Culicidae. Gene Ontology annotation, molecular function: structural constituent of chitin-based larval cuticle. The record is from RefSeq and is a predicted model, not a curated record. Bases 342 to 794 code for a protein of 150 amino acids. The transcript has 3 exons. Gene Ontology annotation, cellular component: chitin-based extracellular matrix.
AUAUUGCUGUGUGCAUUCGAAAUGCAAAUAUCAAAUGCGGGAGCACCAAAUGCGGUAAGAUUUUCUAACAAGUAACCCGAUGUCAGUGGGAGCUUUUGAAUCCUAGGUUGGCGGUGGUUUUGACUAUGGUUGCUAUGUUGCCUUUGGUAACACUGUGUUACCGCGUUUGGAGCGCAUUUGGGCACCGUUUGCAUCUUGAACGCACACAGCAAUAAAAAAGUGGUUUAGACUGAUCAAAGAAUGAAUAAAACAAAGGCUAAAGCGAAUCCUCCGAUCACUUCACGGUUACCGAGCCAAGUAGAAAGUCGCUCACCGUGAAUCGCAGUGCUGCUGCCACGAAGAUGUCUUACGGAAUAAUGUUGGUGAUAACAGUGACAGUGAUCUUGGGCGCCUUCUUGGUCUCAGGUGCUCCUCCGGUAGUAGUGAAUCAAUACAAUCAUGAUAACGGUGACCAGUACAGUUGGGGUUACAAGUUAAGUGAUACACAAGAAGUUAACCAAGAUAUACAGAAGAAGGUACUUGAUGAUGGACAACAGGUUUUGGUAUUUAGCGGAUCGUACAGCUUUAGCGGUGACGAUGGAAUUCAACAUACCGUUGAGUAUACCGCUGAUGAGAAUGGCUAUCAUCCAGUAAUAGAUGCUAUACCUUCACGACUGAUAACCUCAACUAGCGAACCACCUACCAGUGAGAAAAGAACAACAACGCGUAGAUAUACAACAACUCGUCCCGCUAUACACACCACAGAAAGUGCAAUAGAUUUCAAAUGUUUGGAGUCAUUGUGUGGAAAAAAGUAGUCUACUAUUAUGGUAAUAAUGACUGUUUUGCCGAAGUUGAAUGAAUAAAAACUAUGCAUAAAAAUCUAUAUCUAUA